Molecule: messenger RNA, 736 nt
Organism: Styela clava
Lineage: Eukaryota; Metazoa; Chordata; Ascidiacea; Stolidobranchia; Styelidae
Source: RefSeq, a predicted model, not a curated record
AACAAAAAAUGUAUAAUUAUCGAAGUUCAAUCAGGCAUAGGUUGCACAAACAGCACGAUGAAUGUGAAGCUUGUUUUUGUUCUUCUUCUGAUUGCAAUCAUUGCAAUUGAUUCGGGUGAUUCUUGGAGACGGAGACGAAGACGGAGAAGAAGGUAUCGUCCUGUUCAAGUGAUAAAAAGAGUGGCAACAAGAGUGAAGAGAGUCGCUUAUAGAGUCGGACAAAAGGCAGUAGGAGCUGUCAAAAAAAUCGUUGGAGAGAAAGUUUGGAAGUUUGGGCAGAAAGUAAUAAGUAACUGGAGUGACAUCAAAAAGUUGAUUGACUGCUUCAAAACUGUGAAAAAAUUGCUGACGACAUUCGGAGUAUUGGGAGACAACCCUCUAGAGCAGUUAAAGACUUUGCGUGAUACGGAUCCCCACGCAUACAAUGACAUCAUGAAUGAGGUGGAAAAUGUCGUUCAAGAAGAAUAUGGAGAGGAAGCUGACGAAAUGAUGCGUGGAUUUGAUACAGUCAUGGAACUAGAAAUGGAUGACUUGCUCGAUCUGUCGAGCGAAUUGGAUCGAAUGGAAAAUGAUGAAAUCCUCGACGACGACAACAGCGUUGAUAUGUUUUUAGAAAAUUAACAGCACAUGCAUCAACAAAGUGACCGAGUAUCGGAACAAAAGAAUCACUGUUUUGAAUGAAGAUUUUUUUUCCACAUUUUUUAUAGUUUGGAAUAAAUUCAGAAGCAUAUAAAAA